Molecule: messenger RNA, 730 nt
Organism: Monomorium pharaonis (pharaoh ant)
Lineage: Eukaryota; Metazoa; Arthropoda; Insecta; Hymenoptera; Formicidae
Exons: 1
Coding region: 308-730 (140 amino acids)
Source: RefSeq, a predicted model, not a curated record
UUUAAUGUUAAUGCAAUUUUUUACUGAAUUAGUUUUUGUUUCUGCAAUAUAUUAUUAAUUGUAUUCAUGUAACUAAAUUCUAUAAGCCAAUAACUUAAUUUAAUUUAAUUUAGUUAAAAAACUUCACUAAUUUAUUCUACAUAGAAGAGAAGAGAAUAGAUGCAAAGACUCUGAAUCUAAACUUGAAUUUAAAUGUCACUCAAAGAUACUCUAAAUUUUUUUAUGAAGCAGACAAUUGUUUGCGGAGAAUAUCUCUGAAGCAACGUCCAGUACGAAAACUGAUGUUUCCUCCAGAACAACGUCCUCCAUGACUGUACAAGACGAUAUUUCAACUCGAAAUGAUUCUACUCAUUAUAAAUCUUCCAGUCCUCUCUUUGAAUUUGAGAAUGAAACGAAAUCACACGUGAGAAAGGACGAAGCACGAAAUAUGUCCUCUGAAAGAAAACAGGAUAAAUUUGUUCCUAGAUGGAAUCAAAAAUACAUAGUGUCACCAUUUCGAGUACAAAGAGGUUCCUUUGAUCUUACAAAUCCGAAGGAAGUCAUUGGAGACCUUGUGGUAAAUGGCAAAUCAUUAUCGUAUAUCGAAGAAUCUCACGAAGGCAAAUCUUCAGAGCCAAUGAAAAAUGUGAAAAAUCGAGACUUGACAUCGAAUACAGCUGUUAGGUGGCGAAUCACCGUUAAACGCCAGCGUGCGAACGCGACUUCCGAGCAUCCUGUUUUCAAGGUGUGA